UUUUUGCUUGAUAGAAUAUUAUUUAAUUUAAUUUCAUACUAACCUAUUAAACCAUACCAUACCAAAUUACUGGAAAUGCUCGUCGCCCGCCAUCUGUAUACAGGGAGGCUGUUUGAGGACCAGAAUGCCACACCAUGGCGGCUCAACCUGACAGCUGUGUCGUCGCAGAAUUCACUUGUAGCUGUGGCCAUAGACAGGCACGUAUCGAUAUUCGACAUUGGACAUUAUGGACGCAUUCCGACAUUUAGGCAAAAAUUGGCAUACCCAGACCCAAUAUAUGACGACAAGAUAAACGCCAUAUCUCUAGAUGUGUUGGGCGGCCGCGAGACAGUCAUUGCAGUCUACGACAGCGGAAGGUCGAUUGCAUGGGCGCUGGAAGGCGAAUUCUCGGUUGUUUGGGAUCACCAUGGGCAGAUAUCAACUUGGGGAUGUUCUAUCCAUAGCACAACGAACACUGUUGCCACCAGCUCCAAUGCGCAUGUCAUUGAUGUCUAUCGCUUGAAUGUCGGUGGUGCCAGAGACCACCAGCUGUUGGCGGAGGGCUUUCAACUCGAAGGGCAUACCCAAAAUGUUCCACACAUUGCAUUUUCGGCAGGUGGCAAUAUUGAUUCGACCAUCCGGGUCUGGUCCCUGCGCAGCAGGCAGCUGGCUUUUGCGUUCAGAUACAGCCAAUGGUGCUGGGCAGUGCGCAGAUCUGCAGAGUCUGAUAAGUCUGACGAGUUUGAUGAGUCCGACGAGGCCGACGAGGCCGAUGAGCCCGAUGAGCCCGAUGAGUCCGACGAGUCUGAUGAGUCUGAUGAGUUUGAAGGGCGCGCGGGGACCAAUUCAACCGACGAAUAUGUCCAAUCGAGUGGCGAUACCAAUGGCGGCUUAAUGCUGUCCAUAAACGCCACUGCGCUAAUUUCAGAAUUACUUGACAUAUCAUUUCAGCCGAAAGAGCACAUGGUACCUGAGGGCGAAUCACCACACAUGGCAUCACCACUACUCUUUUGCUGCACUGAAAGAGACGUGCUGCUCAUCGACCCUUCGGCCCAAGCCCAGGAAGCCGUUGUUGCAAGGAUCAAAAACGCACUUUACCGAGAAUCCUGGCCACUAAGUAGGGGGGCAGUGGUUUUUGACAGAAUUUCAUUUCUCGAAUGGAUCCCCGACAUGUCCAUAGCAGUGGUUGGCUCGUUUUCAGGCACAGUCGCAAUCAUUGGCGUGCAGACGCUGGAGUCUGCCGACGGCCAGGGCGCAAAGUAUCGUAUGGAUGUUUUGCACCAUCUUCCAGAAGAACUUAAUAACGGCCAGCUCUACGGUU
Molecule: messenger RNA, 1300 nt
Organism: Kickxella alabastrina
Lineage: Eukaryota; Fungi; Kickxellomycota; Kickxellomycetes; Kickxellales; Kickxellaceae
Exons: 6
Molecular function (GO): protein binding
Source: RefSeq, a predicted model, not a curated record